Messenger RNA from Meloidogyne enterolobii, 267 nucleotides. The record is from the annotation of a GenBank genome assembly. Lineage: Eukaryota; Metazoa; Nematoda; Chromadorea; Rhabditida; Meloidogynidae.
AUGAAGACAAUUAAUUUUAAAUUUGAUUGGACAAUUGAAGGUCUAAAAAAGCUUCACGAGAAUCUCUCUAAUAACACUAGACCACUUCAAUUAACAAGUGAAUCAUUUUCCAGUCCAGACUUCCCAGCAGUGGUGUGGGAGUUACGUGUUGAACUUAAAAGAGGAGAAGAUAAUAUUAAUGUUUGGCUUCGUCAAAUAGGGCCAAAUAAUUCAAAGGGUUAUGGAAAUACUAAAUAUAAAAUUUAUGCGGAUACUUUUGCAAGAUAA